UGCGCGCUGUUGGCAUCCUCUUCCCUAGCACAAUGGAAAAGAAGCUAAGAUGGGAGAGUCUCCCUGUACAUAAAAAAUAAUUACAUGGGCCCAAAGUUGGGAAUGCCGUUGACAUUUUGCCCGUGCAAAGAAACGAGGAAUGGAUUAUUCUUCCACGGACUCAUAUCGUGAGAAAGCCAUCGUGUGAUCGUAGAGGAUAUUUGGGAAAAGGAGGUGUCGAGACUGACAGAGGAGAGCUGUUUAUUUUUGGGGGGGUCUUCGAGCGACCGAGACUGCGAAAAAGAGGAGAAGAGGAGCAUUUGGACAGACAGGGGGAUACGACAGGGCCUGGAUUUGCACGGCUCAGGGCGCCUGUUGCCCGAACUCCGACAGACCGACAGACAUGGCUCAUCUCCGCGAGAUUCGGAACCAGAACUCGCGUCUGGACCCGGAGGAGUACUUCACCAAGCUGGAGCGUAUCGGUAAGGGCUCCUUCGGCGAGGUCUACAAGGGCAUCAACAACCGCACCAAGGAGGUGGUGGCCAUCAAGAUCAUCGACCUGGAGGAGGCCGAGGACGAGAUCGAGGACAUCCAGCAGGAGAUCACCGUCCUCAGCCAGUGCGACAGCCCCUUCGUCACCAAGUACUUUGGAUCAUAUCUCAAGGGCACGAAGUUAUGGAUCAUUAUGGAGUAUCUGGGUGGGGGCUCUGCCCUGGACUUGCUGAAGCCUGGUCCUUUAGAAGAAGCCUAUAUCUCCACUAUCAUCCGUGAGAUCUUGAAAGGCUUGGACUACCUGCACUCAGAGAGGAAGAUACACCGCGACAUCAAAGCUGCCAACGUGCUGCUGUCGGAGCAUGGGGAGGUGAAGCUGGCGGACUUUGGAGUGGCGGGUCAGCUGACCGACACGCAGAUCAAGCGCAACACCUUCGUGGGCACGCCGUUCUGGAUGGCACCAGAGGUCAUCAAGCAGUCUGCAUAUGACUUUAAGGCGGACAUCUGGUCUCUGGGCAUCACGGCGAUAGAGCUGGCGAAGGGGGAGCCCCCGAACUCGGACCUGCACCCCAUGCGAGUGCUCUUCCUCAUCCCCAAAAACAACCCGCCCACGCUGGAGGGCUCCUACAGUAAACCCUUCAAGGACUUUGUGGAGGCGUGUCUCAACAAGGACCCCCGAUUUAGGCCCACAGCUAAAGAGCUGUUGAAGCACAAGUUCAUCACGCGCUACACCAAGAAGACGUCCUUCCUAGCCGAGCUCAUCGACCGAUUCAGACGCUGGAAAUCAGAGGGACACGGAGACGAAUCCAGCUCCGAUGACUCAGACAUGGAUGGUGAGGGAGACGAUGGUGAGCAGUGUCCAAUGUGGACGUUCCCCACGGUACGACCCAGCUCUUUGAACAAACUACAGAGGGGACUGAAUCACGCAGACGCCAAGAUGGGAGACGCAGUUAAGAGGCAGCCCAAAUCCCCCUCACUAACCGCCCUUAUCAUCCCCAUCUUCAGAGAGUUAAAGGAAAAGCGCCGCGUGGGGGGCGCCAGCGUCGGUGCCCUAGAGGAGCUGGAAAACGCCUUCAACCUGGCAGAGGAGUCCUGCCCUGGCAUCUCAGACCACAUGCUCACACACAUGAUGGACAGGAUGCGCAGGUUUUCGCUGAACGGUAACACGGCCCCCUCCACGCGAUGAGACCCCACAGCAUCCGCCCCAGAAGAUACCCCCCCCACCCCUCUUAUCUUCCUCCUUUCCUCUCCAGUGAGAAAGGCCAUAUGGACAACUACCCCCAUCCUCCAUUCUCUGUUUUUGUCCUCCUACUCUGUCCACUGUCCUCCUCUACGCGUCCAUCAUUCAAACCAGCCAUGCGACCGACUGAGCAGUCACUCAACUGUACACAACCAUUUCAUUUUACCCUCAUCUCUACAUCCGUUCAGCAAACCAACCGUGCAAGCGACUGAACCCCCUUUCAUCACCCAUCUACCACUGAAGCAGACGCUCAAGCCUUUCCAUACCCACCCCCUCCAACCUCCAACAGUCUGCUCAUCCUAUAGUACCCAUCAGCCAUCCAUUUCAACUCUGGACCACCUUACCCCUUCCACAAACUGUCCCAACCAUACCACAAUCCAGCCCUCCAUCGUUCUAUUACCCAUGCAACUCUUUGAUCCAUACAAACUGAACCUACCAUACUGUACAGUCCUACCAACCAUGCAACCGACCCGGCCAGAGAACCACCUUCAACCAGCUACCCAAACCCAACCAGCCCCAUCCCCCUGACGCCACACAUCCAGAUUUUAAUUAGAGCUUACCAUGACAGGUGUGUUUUGUUUUUUUAAAAGAUCAUUUCCUUUAUAGAAUAAUGAAUGUCGAAAAGUAAAAAAAAAUAAAAUAAAAAAAAACACAAAAAGCUCUGUGUAUUUCAAAAAGAGGGAAGAAAGCAGCUGUGGCCGAAGCAGUGGUGAACCAUGUAUAUAUACCAUGUUGUCAACAUUAAACCGCACGCAUAUGUUCAAUCAAAACAACCUGGUUGUGCUCUUAUUUGUCACAGUUUGAAUCAGUUGAAUGUUGUGUCAUUGCCAGGGAUCAUGGGGUGCCUAGGUCACGUCCUUCUGGACGCACUUCCAAAUCAUGGGGCCUUAAAAAAUCAAAACUUUUGAAUGGGCCCUGCCGUGGCCUAACGAUAGGGCACUAGGUUACUACGCUGGCAACCCUGGUUCGAUUCCAGCCCGGGUCAUUUGCCAAUCCUUCCUCGUCUCUCUCCCCACUCGUCCUGAAGCAGACAACCACACCAUUGGUUAUUAUU
Molecule: messenger RNA, 2765 nt
Organism: Engraulis encrasicolus (European anchovy)
Lineage: Eukaryota; Metazoa; Chordata; Actinopteri; Clupeiformes; Engraulidae
Gene: stk25a
Product: serine/threonine kinase 25a
Exons: 11
Coding region: 383-1657 (424 amino acids)
Biological process (GO): protein phosphorylation
Cellular component (GO): cytoplasm
Molecular function (GO): ATP binding; protein serine/threonine kinase activity
Source: RefSeq, a predicted model, not a curated record